This is a messenger RNA of Saccostrea cuccullata (small rock oyster), 1970 nucleotides long. RefSeq lists its product as uncharacterized. The record is from RefSeq and is a predicted model, not a curated record. The transcript has 3 exons. Bases 34 to 1893 code for a protein of 619 amino acids. NCBI's taxonomy places the organism in Eukaryota, Metazoa, Mollusca, Bivalvia, Ostreida, Ostreidae. Gene Ontology annotation, biological process: regulation of apoptotic process.
AAUCCGAGUAAAACCACUGAUUUUGCCAAAGACAUGUUGACAAGUACAACCAAAAUUAAGGCGCCUGCUAAAAUCACCACAAACAAACAGACGUCUGGGGAAAAGAGUGAAAUACUUUUGUUACUGAAGAAUAUAGACUACAGCAUUAAAAGAUUAGAUCGUCAACAGAGGAGUUUGAAGGCUGAAGUCAAAAUUAUUCAGAGAUAUCAACAACAUACUCACGGACAGAUUAAAAAGAUAAUAUUAAAUCAGAAUACACAACCUCUUCCAAAACAACAGCUACCAAAAACAACAUUACCUGGGUCUUCGGUGGAUGAAUGUAUUCAUGGUGAAGUGCUACAAGAGAAUAUCCGAAUGUUAGUUAAAGGCAUAGACCUGUCGAAUGGCUUCAUAACAGAUGAAAUGCUAGCGACUGGAUGUUUAACUGAUGAAGAAGUCGACGAAUUAAAGGAUUUGGGUAAACAGGACAAAAUUAGAAAACUAAUAUCAGUAUUGGGAAGAAAGAACAAAAGAAAAUUUUCUAAUUUUCUGGAAAUAAUUUCAAAACAAGAAUUCUACCCGCAUGUUGCGAAGUCUCUGAAGACAUCAUACGAGAAAAAGCUACAAGAAAAUCAAAACGUAAAGCAUAGCGAAUGCAUCCACUGCUUUCUCGUUCAAAAUGUAGAAAUCAGGCGAAUUGUGGAUUGUCUAUGUGAACAUCAGUUUAUUAGGCUUUCUGAUUUUGAAAAUUUUAUCAAAGGUGGGAAAAAUAAUAAAGAGGAGUUUUGGCUACAAGUUUUCCAGAAAAUUUCUGAUCCCAUAUGUGGGGAAAGUAAUUUUUCAGUAUUUAAGGAUGCUCUCCGAGACCAUUAUCCUCAUAUUGCAAGGAAAAUCGAGUGCAGGAACCAUUUGAAAUGUUGCUGCCACCCGGACAUCUUGUCCUAUCCCAGUGGUAGCGUUGGCGAUUCUUCAGAGAUCAGCACAACAACCACAGUUAUUCCAAAUACCAAACCAGAGACAUGUCGAUGGGUGGAGAACACUUGCAAUAUACGUGAUCUCACGGAAGAAAUUCAGGAAGCAGAUAGUGAAAUUUUACAAAGUGAGCACGAUGGAAACUUUACACAAAUCUUAUCAUCAGCUAAAUUAGGCACAAAUUUGGAAUAUGAAAAGUUUAACACUGGAAAAUUAAAUGUCACGGCAAAUAUUACACACCACACAAAAACAUUUAGAAGUAGGUCAGGGCGGAGACAUGUCAGUUACUUACAAAAACCAAGAUUUAAUAAAAACAAAUAUACAUGGAUCAAUUCAAAUGCUGUUUAUAAGCCAUUUGAUAACAAAUCAAAAAAUCGAAAGCGAAGCUAUAAUAAUGCAUUUGUAGCGAACGAAGCAGAUAGACUGAAUGUUAGUCCUUCAACAAAAGCAAAUUUUGGGCAUGUACAAUUGGAAAAUGUUGGAGAGAAUCAAUUUCGAUUAUCAAAAAAAGAGCCGGACAAGAGAAGUGGAACUGUACGUGAUGGUAAAUCAAUCUUUUCCAAAGAACAAAAUACACCAUUGAAGAAACCAAUACCACCAAGAUCAGCUCUUACAUAUGUACGAGAGAGAGGAGAAACAACAGCAAGUAAAAUGAACAAACAAUUGUCAAACUUCAACCAACAAAAAGCAAAGUUCUCACAGAAUAACCACACUGACAGGCCAACCAUCAUAAGAAAUGACAUAAGAGUUACGGUAAACAGAGAACAGGUCCCUGUAGAUUCCACAAUAGAAAAUCCUAAAAUAAGAAGAGUUAAUUAUUCAACAGAUCCUAAAAAUAACCCUGAUCAUAACAAAGUGGAAAAGAAACCAGCACCCAGAAAGACAUUUACACUACCCUUCAAGAGGUAUGAAGAUGAAGAUUCGCAUGGAAGGCGAGAAUAAAUAAUGUCAUCCAACGUGCCUAGAAAGUCUGGUGUCUGACAACGCAUACUCCAGCACACCCAUAUGUCCACAUCUUA